Molecule: messenger RNA, 2081 nt
Organism: Phytophthora nicotianae INRA-310
Lineage: Eukaryota; Oomycota; Peronosporomycetes; Peronosporales; Peronosporaceae
Exons: 3
Coding region: 1-2031 (676 amino acids)
Source: RefSeq, a predicted model, not a curated record
AUGCAAUUGCUUCUGCUGCUAUUCUUCUUGGGCACAAUUGCCAACGAUUCAGCGUUUGGAUUUAGCUGCGAUGGAGGCUGCAGUGGCCAUGGCGCAUGUCAGCGUUCAACUGGUCGCUGCACUUGCUUUCCAGGUUAUGGCGGGGCUACGUGUGCUUCGAGACUUUGUCCAACGGGAGCUGCCUGGGUAGAUCGAGCAUGGGCAGUCGACAAGGCCCACCAACCUGCUGAAUGUUCCGCUAUGGGUCGUUGUGAUCGAUCCACUGGUACUUGCACUUGUGAGUCAGGAUUCGAAGGAGUGGCUUGCGAGCGUUUAUCGUGCCCCAAUCUGUGCUCGGGCAAUGGCCGGUGCAUCAGUAUGCGCGAUGCUGCAACCAUACAAGACGACCGGAACUUCUUUGUGAGCACAACUUACUCUUUGUGGGACGCUGACAAGAUCAUGGGAUGUCAGUGCGAUCCCGGCUUCACUGGCUUUGAUUGUUCCCAACGAGAAUGUCCCAAAGGUGACAACCCCUUAACUACCGGACAAGUUGAUGCUAUUCAAGAUAUUACUUGUACAUGCAAUAGUUGCAGUGGCACCUUCGCUCUAUCAUUCCGAGGUCGAGUGACUGCAAAUCUCGCGUCAACGGCCACGUCGAGUGACUUGAAAACGGUGCUGGAAGCUCUUGAUAAUAUCUACGGAGUUAGCGUUGUAGCUGGUACGCCGCUGUGUUCAAUUGGUGGAACUACCACAUCGAUUACGUUCACGAAUAAUCCAGGAGAUCUGCCGAAGCUGCAAGUGAUAAAUAACCUCUCGAAUGGUGCCACAGUUACUGUACUAACCAGUCAAACUGGUACCCGUGAGAACGCGUAUUGCUCGAAUCGUGGCAAUUGCGACUUCGCCACUGGAGUGUGUAAAUGUAUUGCCGGGUUUACUAGUGGCAAUGGUGCAAUGCCUCCGUCCGCAGGGAGAAGAGGAGACUGUGGUUACCAGUCUGGAACAGCAAUCUGUCCAUCUACUAACCUUGGUGUAUGCGAUACUAAGGGCACUUGCUCCGCUGCAACAUCGUACGAAUGCAUCUGCUAUACCGGAUAUACCAGUCAUGAUUGUUCCAUACGCGAGUGCCCUAAAGGAGCUGCAUGGUUUGAUGGCGCUACAGCUCCAGAUACGGCACAUGCUAUGACAGAAUGCUCAGGAAGAGGCUCGUGUAACACGGCCACAGGUGUCUGCACGUGUCUAGCACCUUUUACUGGUGCAGCCUGCGACUUUAUCCGUUGUCCGACUGGUACAUCGCUAGUUUAUGGAGUUACUUGUAGUGGUCGAGGCACAUGUAAGAGUAUCCAACAACUUACCUCCGAGGCAACAGAUCUACAGGGAAAUCCUCUAGGACUUACGUAUGGUGCAACUCCCAAUACACCGGCGACGUGGGAUGCUACGAAGAUUCAAGGCUGUGACUGCGAGACGAAUGAUUACUUCGGACCAUAUGAGAACGCCUUCGGAGACUUUACUGGAGCUCACGAUUGCUCUGCGCGGAUGUGUCCAAGGGGAGCGGAUCCAUUUGAAGUCGGAAAAGUGAAUGAAAAGCAGACGUUAACAUGUACAGCUGACGGUGGUGAGUUCACGCUCACUUUUCGAGGAGAGACGACGCCUGUGAUUCCGUUUAACGCUGGAACUGCACAAGUCCGAUCCACACUCCAGACGCUUGAGAGUGUGCGCACUGCUACGAUUACUUUUGACUCAGGGUCCGUUGUCUGCUCUGCUUCCGGCGUCACAACAACUGUCGAGUUUACAUUUAUGCAAGGUGAUCUGUCGCCGCUGAGUGUUGAUGCUUCAGCGCUUACACUUGCAGGAAAUCCAGGUACGAUGCCAGUGGCGGAGCUUGUGAAGGGAACCAAGGCGAAUAUCGAGUGUUCAGCGCGUGGUGUCUGUGACCGAUCGACUGGCAUUUGUGAUUGCUUCCCGUACUUCCUGAGCUCCGACGGCGCUGGUGGCCUUGGUCGUCGAGGAGAUUGCAGCUAUAUAUCUCCGUACCCCAGCGUCACGCUCUCGUAAAAAAAAAAAACCCUCCGUAAUUCAACAGCAAUUCACUUGUUAAACCUCGC